AUGGUAGCUGAUCAAAAGUAUUCAUCUGAUAUAUCCAGCGAGCAGGAAGUUAUCAGAUAUACAGAGAAAUUACCCCAGUCAUUAGGACUGGAUGAGCAGAAUACAAGAGCAUAUAAAGCACUCUCUAGACAGAUUUGGGCGUUAGAAAAAAGACUGGAAGAUUAUUAUUUCGAAUAUGUAAAGCUUAAAAAGAAGGUCAAUUUAUUGAAAGCUGAAUUGGAUGAUCUGGACGAAUGUGUGGAUAGGGAGACUGUGGUCGACUUAAUUCAUGAAAUAGUUCUUUCGCUGAUUGGUAAAGCAGGGCAGAAAGAAUGUAAGGGUUCUUCCUAUUCGUCUGACUCUUCCAAAGAAUCUGAUUUAGUUGAGAUGGUAAGAGAACGAAAAGCUGUCCCUCAUAAGCAACGAAGGAAGGCGUGA
Molecule: messenger RNA, 417 nt
Organism: Rhizophagus irregularis DAOM 181602=DAOM 197198
Lineage: Eukaryota; Fungi; Glomeromycota; Glomeromycetes; Glomerales; Glomeraceae
Source: RefSeq, a predicted model, not a curated record